Messenger RNA from Prosopis cineraria, 1560 nucleotides. RefSeq names its product mediator of RNA polymerase II transcription subunit 15a-like. Gene Ontology annotation, molecular function: chromatin DNA binding; transcription coactivator activity. Gene Ontology annotation, biological process: regulation of DNA-templated transcription. The transcript is spliced from 9 exons. The record is from RefSeq and is a predicted model, not a curated record. NCBI's taxonomy places the organism in Eukaryota, Viridiplantae, Streptophyta, Magnoliopsida, Fabales, Fabaceae. The coding region runs from base 438 to 1415 and encodes 325 amino acids.
UGGGGAAAAUACGUUUGAAACGAAACGCGAACCAAACCGCCCAUUUUAUUCCCUUCCGUUUGAAUGUCCAUCCUCCCCCUCUCUUCAGUCUCAGGUGCACUGAACGGGUGACUACCUCAUUCCGGAAAACAACAAACGGAAUUGAAGAUCAAACAGAAUUAAGUUAAAGAUUUUGGCGUUUUGUAUUACUUUACUCGGCCUAACCCAAAUCGCGGGGACGUGUCAGUUCGUGCCUCUGCAAGUAUCAUCUCGGGAUUAUUACCCUCUCACAAGUCACACCCCUCACUCUCAUUCUCGCCCUCGCUUCGCUGCGUCUGCGUCUAGCUUUCUUUGCUUCAAUCAUCUGAUCAUAUUCCAUCGGCUUCUUUCCGCAGGGUAGCGUACUAGAUUUGAUAGGUACCAACAAUUGGAGACUUACACUAGGUGGAGCACAAGCUAUGGAUAAAACUGAUUGGAGAGAUGAAUUGGAGCCUUACUCCCGCAAAAGAUCUGUCAAACGAAUAAUGAAUGCAAUGAGGCAAUAUCACCAUUUGGAUGAUGAUGAACAGCAUGAACUUGAAAAAUUUUCACAACGUCUUGAGCAGAAGACUUUUGCUACUGCAACAAGCCAGUUGGAUUAUUUGCAGCAAAUAACUACAGAGGCAGUUUCAAUGGAGAGGAAAAUGCAAGAAGAAUUAUUCCAAAAGAUACAAAUGUUGAAGGAAAUGCACUUGCCCGAUUUGAAUGACAUGUACCAACGAAUUGCAUAUGGACUUCAGGAGCUCGACUCCCAUCCACAACAAGCAGAGUCAGCAGACAAGCAUGAAAAGCUGAAGAUACUUAAAGCAAUGCUUGAGGAUUUUAUACCGUUCCUACAGAUUUCCAGGAGUAAGAUUUCCCCUGCCUUCAAGGAAAAAUUACUUUUCUAUGAGAAGCAGAUUAUAAAUUUUGUAAAUAAACGUAGACCAUGGAUAUUGUCACUGCCGCUUGGACAGGUUCCGCUGCAUGCUAUGCACUCCUUGCUUCUGCCACCAUCCCGACCUACUCAUGUGCAGUCUCAUGAAAACCAAAUAAACUCUGAAGGGCAAUCCCAAGAAGCAUACCAAAGGAUCCAAAUGCUCAAGGAGAUGUACUUGCCAGAAUUGAAUGAAAUUCACCAGAGAAUGGUUGAUAAAAUUGAGCAGCUCGACUCCGAUCCACAGCAGGUGGGGUCGGUUAUGUGCAGAAUGCUGAAGAUGUUUAAAGCGGAGAUGGAGCGUAGUGUAGCAUUCUUACAGACUUCCAGGAGCAACAUUUCUCCAAGCUUGGGGGAAGAACUACCUUCACAUGAGAAGCAGAUUAUGACUUUUAUUGAUAUGGGAAGGCUUGUUCCCGCCAGCUACAGAGCUUCUGUAUUAUCAAGUUCUGAAGCAUCUAGCAGCAAAGCAGCACAGUAGCGUCUAUUUUGAACUAAUUAUAAGAUGAAAUAAUAAGGGCAAGUGGAAUGAAUCUACAAUAAACUGGCAUGUUUGAUGUCAUACUCUCUUGAUCCAAUAAGAUUUAUGAUAAAUUCGUGGAUUCAAUUUUGCCUACGGGUAGUUA